Messenger RNA from Cryptosporidium muris RN66, 2715 nucleotides. RefSeq lists its product as uncharacterized. The record is from RefSeq and is a predicted model, not a curated record. The coding region runs from base 1 to 2715 and encodes 904 amino acids. The transcript is spliced from 2 exons. Lineage: Eukaryota; Apicomplexa; Conoidasida; Eucoccidiorida; Cryptosporidiidae.
AUGGGGCUAUUGCCCCACUUAACUAAGGCAUAUCUAAUUAUUACUGUGCUAUUAUGGUUUAUCACAAAUAGCAAGCGAUCAUAUACAUAUGCAAGAGAUGUAUCUGACAAGAUUAUAAAGAAAUUUUUUCAAAAAAUGGAUAGACCCUUGUGGGAACGAACUCUUGCUCCUAGGGAUGAGAUUGCUAUUGUGUGUCAUUUGCUUUCAGGAAAUAUAGCAAAUUGCCUGAAAUUUGAAGACAGGGAGAUAGAUGGUGCAAACCCUGGUCAUGAGAACUAUUAUGGUAAGAAUUUCCUUUUUGAUCAAUUAAGUAUAUUAGCUAUUAGAUAUUUUUAUUUUUUAGGAUAUUUCAUUCAAUAUGGGACAUAUGGAGCUGUUGCUUUGGCAGAAUCUGAAGGCCCAUUGCCAGUGGUUCCAUAUAUAAGUGCUAAUAUUAAUAGUGCAAAGAUGUAUGGGGCUAGUUCUGAGAAAAUUAAUGAGGUUAUGAAACUUUUUGAUAUUCCUGAAAGUGCAAAUAAUGUUAGAAUAGCUACUAAAUGUACCUUCGAUACAAAUUCUAAAAGAGUAAUUCCUAUAAAUAAUUCAGAUUCUAACUUAAUAUCUGAUUUUGAUGAGAAACUUCCUUUGAAAUUGGCUAUAAAGGCUUCUUUCCACUAUACAUAUACUAGAGAGUUAUAUUAUACAACUCUUUUGUCCCAGCAAAUAUUCCCUGUGUUACCGGCUAAAACAUAUGGAUAUGGUAAAAUCAGAAUAACACCUAGAAUAUACUGCUUUACAUCAUCGAAGGAUCCAGUAAUGACUAGACUUUUAAUAAGUGAAAAAAUUGAUGGUGUUACAAUUCAGGUUCUGAUACGUUGGCUAACUUCCCCAGUAUAUUUAAAUUGGAUAGCUUCGGCAAGAAAUAGCAAGGAAUUACAAAAGAGAUUGGACAAUAGAGCUGAAGUUAUUUGGAUUUUUAUACAUUCACUUUUAUCUACCCUAACUUCAUUUUAUAUGCAUUCUGAAUUUGGGUAUAUUGUACAUUGUGAUUUGAAUAGUGGAAAUAUACAAGUAGCAAAUACGAGUUUUGAUCCAAAUAGUUGGGAUUAUGAGAAUAAUAUUAAUGCACUUUUAUUAAUGACACCAGAAAAUAUUAAGAUUUUAGAUUUUGGUGAAACUAGGAGUACUUUAGAGGAGAGCAUUCAAGAUUUAAAAUGCAGCCAUCCGAGUGAUAUGUGGAGAAUAAAAUUUAUAUUGACAAGAUUAUUGAUUAUAGAUAAAAGAACACACCCAAAUUUAAUAGGCUGGACAGUUGAAUUUCCUAAUACAAAGAGUGGUCAGCCUCUUACUGGGAAAAGAAAUAGAAUUCUAAAUCAUAUGGAUAUACUUAAACAAUUUCAUGAUGCCGUGAUAGAAGAUCCGGAAUUUGCGAAAUCAAGAGAUCUAUAUAGUACAUUUGAAACCCUCGCAGAUGGUCUAGAUUCGUUAUGUGAUAUUCUAGUGCGUUACAUUGCGAAAUUUAAAGAAAUAUCUACCUUUAUAACUCAUGAUAAGCGAGAGUACAUUUCAUGUAGUCCUUUAGAAGCUGGGAAUGCAAGGGAAACUCCAAUUAGAAUGUAUAGAGCUGAUUUACAAAACAAGCUUAAAAGUCCCAUAUUCCCUGAAAAAUCCGCAACUUUAAAAAGAAAGCGAAAUGAGAACAAAGGUAGAGCUCCAGCUAAUUCAGAGGUAAACAAGAAUACUGAAAAUAAUCAGAAAUUUUAUAUUAAUCAACAGAUUCCGCAAGGUAAUAAAAAUUUGAAGAACAGAGAAACUAUAAUUUCAAAUGAAAAGCCAAUUAAUCAAGGUGUGGUUUCUCUUGAUGGAAUUCAUGGGAUGGGUGUUGGAAGUACAAGUGAAUCCAAUAUGAAAACAGUUCCUAUUCAGUUAAUAGAACCUUCCAAUAUAAAAAUGGUUGGGAAAUAUAACAAAAAUAUUGUUGCCACAAGCAUUGGUCUUCUCCAAGAUGAAAAUAUAGAUGCAGGUAAAAAUACAAGAGAAAUUCCAAUUUUUGCUGGAGAUCCAAAUGUAGAAAUGCAUAAAAUUGAACAAGUAGAUUCUCUACCAUUAAUUUGUGAGUUUAUCAAUAAUUCUAAGUCCAAAGAUGCAAGAAAAUGGUUAUAUCGCCUUAAAAUGCGAAAUUCUGCUUUACAAAGAAUGAUUGGAGAUAUUGAAUUAGCUUCUAAAGAAGUGGCAGAAAGACUAUUUGUAACAAUUGAAGUAAUUACCAAGAAACCAACCAUAUCUGCGAGUGAUCAAAGACAACUUAAAGCUCUUGAAAAUAGUCGUUCUAAACUUCUCUAUACUAUUAAAUCAUGUCCAAAUAUUAUCCAAAAUCUCACUAAAGAAAAUAAUAGAGCCUCAGAAGAUGUAAAUAAGGGGAUUGAAGCCUUUGAAAAUGAGAGACAUAGGAUUCUCAAAAGAUGCACAGAACUGAGCAAAUUUGUACCAAAGAAUGAAGAGGAAGCUGUCAGAGCAGCUCAAAAAACUAGGGAAAUUAUAGGAAGAGGUAAAAAACUCCUUUAUUAUCGAUUUCAUCUGCAAGAAGCAAUGAACAGUGCAUAUGAGUUGAUGCACUCUGAAGCUAGAAAGGUUCAGCGACUCAUCGAGCUUUGCCAGGAGGGAAUGAAGGGUGAAAAUGAGUUUAAAGAAAGAUUUAAUAUUCUUAUAGACAGGAUUUCUGAGUAUAAAGUUUAA